Cynara cardunculus var. scolymus (artichoke) is the source of this 5142-nucleotide messenger RNA. Its product is annotated as brefeldin A-inhibited guanine nucleotide-exchange protein 5-like. Gene Ontology annotation, molecular function: guanyl-nucleotide exchange factor activity. The coding region runs from base 1 to 5142 and encodes 1713 amino acids. The transcript is spliced from 34 exons. NCBI's taxonomy places the organism in Eukaryota, Viridiplantae, Streptophyta, Magnoliopsida, Asterales, Asteraceae. Gene Ontology annotation, cellular component: trans-Golgi network. Gene Ontology annotation, biological process: regulation of ARF protein signal transduction. The record is from RefSeq and is a predicted model, not a curated record.
AUGGCCGGAGGUGCUGCCGGAGGGUUUGUUACCCGGGCAUUUGAAUCAAUGCUCAAAGAAUGUUCUGGGAAAAAGCAUAAUUCUAUACAGACUGCAAUCCGAGCUUAUCUAGAUAGUGCAAAAGCGGCCAAUCAAGAGGCAGCAUCAAAUAAUAACAAUAAAACGACCUCCUUAAGUAAAGAUAAGAGUGAUGAUGGGACUGCAAGAACUGAAGCGGCAGCCUCAGGUGGAGGAAUCACGAAGAUGUUGGCAAAUGCUGGCCAUUCUUUGGAAGGAGCUCAGUUGGAACUCGUCCUUAAUCCACUUCGACUUGCAUUUGAAACCAAGAAUCCAAAAGUCAUUGAACUCGCAUUGGAUUGUAUUCAUAAACUCAUUGCCUACGACCAUCUGGAGGGUGAUCCUGGUCUGGAAAAUGGUAAAAACGUUCCGCUCUUCACAGACAUAUUAAACAUGGUCUGCAGUUGUAUUGAUAAUAACUCACCCGACAGUACAAUUCUUCAAGUCUUGAAAGUGCUACUUACUGCUGUAUCAUCCACCAAAUUCAGAGUUCACGGGGAACCAUUGCUGGGGGUAAUUAGAGUGUGCUAUAAUAUUGCUCUUAACAGUAAAAGCCCUAUCAACCAAGCUACAUCCAAGGCUAUGUUAACUCAAAUGAUCAGCAUAGUAUUCAGGCGAAUGGACACUGACUCGGUGUCUUCAGAUGGUCCACCUGUAAAUAAAAGAAAUGAUUCAUCCAUGAAAAUUGAAGAAAUUUCAUCAGCUGAUGACGAUGGUCAAAUGCUGACUCCCACCGCCAACAGCACUUCUAUUGCAUCUCUUGAAGAACUUCAGAAUCUUGCCGGUGGGAACGACAUAAAGGGCUUGGAGGCAGCUCUUGACAAGGCUGUGCAACUUGAAGAUGAUGGAAAGCCUAGCGGGUUUGAUCCUGAGAGCUUGAGCAUUGUAGAACGUGAUGCAUUACUCGUUUUCCGCACCCUUUGCAAGAUGGGUAUGAAAGAAGAUAGUGAUGCAGUUACCACAAAGACACGGAUUCUAUCGCUUGAACUUCUACAGGGCUUGCUAGAGGGGGUUAGUCACUCAUUUACUAAGAACUUCAAUUUCAUUGACUCGGUGAAAGCUUACCUAUCAUAUGCGUUAUUGAGAGCAUCGGUUUCACAAUCCCCAGCAAUAUUUCAGUAUGCAACUGGAAUCUUCACGGUGCUUUUGUUGAGAUUCAGGGAAGGCCUUAAGAUUGAAAUUGGCAUCUUCUUUCCUCUGAUUGUUUUGCGAUCUUUGGAUAGCUCAGAAUGUCCACUGAACCUCAAAUUAAUGGUGAUUCGGAUGCUGGAGAAAAUUUGCAAGGAUCCUCAGAUGCUUAUUGAUCUAUAUGUGAACUAUGAUUGUGAUCUUGAGGCUCCUAAUUCGUUUGAAAGAAUGGUUACGACUCUUUCCAAAAUAGCCCAAGGGACACAAGAUUUGGAUCCUAACUCUGUUAACACUAUCCAAACUGGAACACUUAAAGGAUCGUCACUUCAGUGCCUCGUGAAUGUCUUAAAAUCACUUGUUGAUUGGGAGAAGUUACGUAGAGAAUCAAAACAGAAUAAAGACGAACAAUCUAUUCAUGAAGAUGUUCCAUCUGGCGAUUCAAACGCAAAAGAAAGCAACGGCUUAGCGAAUAACUUUGAGAAAGUGAAGGCUCAAAAGUCUACCAUGGAAGCAGCCAUCUCCGAGUUCAACCGCCAUCCUGCAAGGGGUAUUGGAUUUCUCACAGCAAAUAGGUUGGUUGAUAAUACACCAGCUUCGGUUGCACAAUUUCUCAGAAAUACUUCCAGUUUGGACAAGGCUAUGAUUGGUGCUUACUUGGGUCAACAUGAGGAGUUUCCCCUUGCUGUAAUGCAUGCUUAUGUUGAUUCAAUGAAAUUCUCUGGAAUGAAAUUUCAUACUGCUAUUCGUGAAUUUCUCAAAGGCUUCAGGCUUCCCGGGGAAGCACAGAAGAUAGAUCGUAUAAUGGAAAAAUUUGCAGAGCGUUACUGUGCAGAUAAUCCAGGUCUUUUCAAGAGUGCAGAUACUGCUUAUGUUCUUGCAUAUGCAGUUAUAAUGUUAAACACUGAUGCUCAUAAUCCAAUGGUGUGGCCUAAAAUGUCCAAAGCUGAUUUUGUGCGAAUGAAUGCCACAAAUGAUCCUGAAGAAUGUGCACCAACAGUACUUUUGGAGGAAGUAUAUGAUUCCAUCGUUAAGGAAGAGAUAAAAAUGAAGGAUGAAACUGUUGGUAUGGGAGAAAGUAGGCAAAAACCAGAAACAGAAGGUGGCAUUGUUGGUAUACUUAAUUUGGCUCUCCCCAAACUGAGAAGUCACUCUGACACACAGUCUGAGAGCGAAGCCAUCAUUAGAAAAACACAGGAAAUCUUCAGGAACCAAGGAGCAAAAAGGGGCACAUUUUAUACGUCACAACGGAUUGAGCUCAUAAGACCGAUGGUUGAAGCUGUAGGGUGGCCUUUGCUUGCUACAUUUUCUGUAACGAUGGAGGAAAGAGAACAUAAGCCUAGAGUAAUUGUUUGUAUGGAAGGUUUCAAAGCAGGAAUUUACAUUACACACGUCCUUAGAAUGGAUACCAUGCGAUAUGCUUUUUUGACAUCACUGGUCAGAUUCACUUUCUUGCAUGCUCCCAGAGAUAUGCUUGGUAAAAACGUUGAAGCCUUACGGACUCUGCUGGAUCUAUGUGACUCAGAGCCCGAUACGCUUCAAGAUACCUGGAAUGCGGUUCUGGAAUGCAUAUCUCGACUAGAAUAUACCACAUCUAAUCCUGCUAUUGCUGCUACUGUGAUGCAUGGACAUAACCCAAUCUCUAAGGAGGUGGUUAUUCAAUCUCUUAAAGAGUUGGCUGGGAAACCAUCUGAGCAAGUUUUUCUAAACAGUGUUAAACUCCCUAGUGAAUCGGUGGUGGAAUUUUUUACUGCUCUUUGUAACGUCUCAGCUGAAGAAUUGAAGCAGAACCCAGCUCGUGUUUAUAGCUUGCAAAAACUUAUGGAGAUCAGUUACUACAAUAUGGCUCGUAUACGCAUGGUAUGGGCUAGAAUAUGGUCCAUCCUUGCUAAUCACUUUAUUGCUGCUGGGAGCCAUCAUGAUGAGAAAAUUGCAAUGUAUGCCAUAGAUUCUCUAACACAACUCGGAAUAAAAUACUUGGAGCGAGCAGAACUUGCCAAUUUCACAUUCCAGAAUGAUAUCUUGAAACCAUUUGUUAUCCUGAUGCGGAAUAGUCGGAGUGAAUCAAUUCGAAAAUUGAUUGUUGAUUGCAUUGUUCAGAUGAUAAAAUCAAAGGUUGGAAGCAUUAAAUCUGGUUGGAGAAGUGUAUUCAUGGUUUUUACAGCUGCCGCCAAUGAUGAGUUAGAAUCAAUUGUGGAAAGUGCUUUUGAAAAUGUAGAACAAGUUAUACUGGAGCACUUUGAUCAAGUAGUCGGUGACUGUUUUAUGGACUGUGUCAAUUGCCUCAUUAAUUUUGCCAACAGUAAAAGUUCUCAUCAUAUCAGUUUGAAAGCAAUUGCACUUCUCCGCAUAUGUGAGGAUCGACUUGCAGAGGGACUCAUACCAGGUGGUAGCUUAAAACCCAUUAAUACCAGCGUAGAUACAACUUACGAUGUUACUGAACAUUAUUGGUUCCCGAUGCUGGCUGGUUUAUCUGACCUCACAUCUGAUCCACGACCUGAGGUCAGCAAGUGCGCACUGGAGGUUUUGUUUGAUUUGUUGAAUGAGAGAGGAAGCCAUUUCUCACCGACAUUUUGGGAGAGUAUUUUCUACCGAGUUCUUUUUCCUAUUUUUGAUCAUGUGAGGGACGCGGGAAAAGAAACUACAGCUUCUCGAGAUGGAUGGCUUCGUGAAACUAGUGUUCAUUCACUGCAGUUGUUAUGUAACCUCUUUAACACAUUUUACAAGGAGGUAUGUUUCAUGCUGUCUCCUCUUCUAAACUUAUUGGUAGAUUGUGCCAAGAAGACUGAUCAGUCAGUGGUCUCCAUAUCACUUGGUGCAUUGGUCCAUCUUAUAGAAGUUGGAGGAAACCAAUUCAUUGGCGCUGACUGGGAUACCUUGUUGAAGAGCAUAAGGGAUGCUACUUACACCACUCAACCCCUCGAGCUACUCAAUGCUUUGAGUCUUGAAAGCACCAAGACUCGCUCCGUUAUGGGUGGAAGCUUAAAUGUUCAAGCAGAUGAUAGUCCCUCGGUUGUCUCUGCUGGUGGUGAGCCACUUAAUUUUAUGUCCAAUCAAGAAGAUAGACCAUCAGCGGAUCCACAUGAAUCGGAAGGUCAAACUCCUUCAUCUGAAAACGUUGAAAAAUCUCCAGGUGGGGCAAGUUUGCGACGUAGUCAAACGAUUGGUCAAAAACUAAUGGGAAACAUGAUGGACAACCUCCUUGUUAGAAGUUUCACCUCUAAGCCUAAGAACACGGUUUUAGAUGCCAUAAUACCAGCUUCCCCAGCCAAGUCUCCUGACGAGGAGCGUGAAUCUGGAGAUGCAGUAGAAAGUCCAUAUAUGGGAACAAUAAGGAGCAAAUGCAUAACUCAACUGCUACUACUAGGGAUCCUUGAUAUGAUCCAGAAAAAAUACUGGAGCAAGUUGAAGGGUCAUCAAAAGAUUGCAAUUCUUGAAAUUUUAUUCUCGAUGUUAGAGUUUGCAGCAUCAUAUAAUUCGUACACAAAUCUCAGCUUACGGAUGCAACACAUUCCUCCUGAAAGGCCUCCAUUAAAUCUUCUUCGACAGGAAUUAACUGGGACUUGCAUUUACUUAGAAGCGUUACACAAGACAACUUCGGGAAUUACUUCAAACCAUAAUGGAGAGCUUAAAACAAGUGAUUCACUUGAUGAAGAUGUUAAAACUAAUGCAGAAGAAAAGCUUGCGUCAUUUUGCGGACAGGUACUCAAAGAAGCAUCCGAUUUCCAGAUGAGUAUUGGAGACAAUACCAAUAUGGAGGUUCAUCGAGUUCUAGAACUGCGUUCGCCAAUCGUUGUUAAGGUGCUGAAGGGAAUGUGCUCAAUGGACAACCAGAUAUUCAGGAGACACCUCAGAAGUUUCUACCCUUUGAUCACGAAGCUCGUGUGCUGUGAUCAGAUGGAUGUUCGUUGCGCUCUAGCUGAUCUUUUCAGCAUGCAGUUACAUGGAUUGUUGCAGUAG